Molecule: messenger RNA, 1349 nt
Organism: Wyeomyia smithii (pitcher-plant mosquito)
Lineage: Eukaryota; Metazoa; Arthropoda; Insecta; Diptera; Culicidae
Product: hsp70-binding protein 1
Exons: 4
Coding region: 330-1286 (318 amino acids)
Molecular function (GO): protein binding
Source: RefSeq, a predicted model, not a curated record
ACAAACUGACGUAUCGCGGUUUUAAACGCAAAAUACAAGAAACGCCAUAUUUUUCGAUCCCUACAUUUUGUCACUUUAGAAUAUAACAUCUGGCAGCUCUGCACAUUAAUAAACAAAUAACAAAAACAAUAUUAUUGUCACCUAUUAACUCACUGCACCAGAUUUUAACGAGAUUGACUUUUUGAACAAAUUUCUUGAAUUUUAUUAAUUACGCCGAGUAACUACCUAGAAAAUAAAAAGUGUAAAUUUUAUUAGUAUCAUAUUCGUGCACAAUAGUAUUCGAAUAAGAAACUUGAAACGAUUGUUUUAAAGUCAUCGAAUCUAGUAGCAUGUCGCAAGGCGGAGAUAACCCCGAUCAACCACGGCAACCCCGAAGUUUGCAGGGUCUUCUCAAGUUUGCCAUGGAAGCAACUCAGUCCGAAGACGCUCCCAACCCCUCACACGUGGAGGGGAUGGACCCUGAAAGAAGACAAUUUCUGGAAUCUGCAUUGAAAUCUCUUACGUUAGAUGUAGUACAGGAAAUCGAAAAGGCCAUGAAGAUAUUAACGGAUCCAGAAACGGCAGAGGAUGACAAAGCUGAAGCUUUAGAGAUUAUAGUUGAUUUCGUGCAGGACAUCGAUGCUGCCAAUGAUUUCUUCAAAGUUGGAGGUUUCGUCAUAAUUCAACCCGGUCUUGAUUCACCUAACGCCAAUGUUCGAACAGGAACAUUACGCUUGAUUGCUGAACUGUCCCAGAACAAUCCGACUUGCCAGCAGCAUCUCCUGGAGGCAAACGUCCUUCCGCGUGUAGUGGAGCUGCUUUCAGACGAAGCAGAGGUGGCCGUACAAGCAAUGCAUGCAAUAUCCUGUUUGGUUCGACAUCACGAACCUUGUCUUGCGGCCUACAUCGAAAUGGGCGGACUGGAAUGUUUACUCGGGUGCAUACAAACGGACAAUGAUAAACUUCGAAUAAAAUCUUCUUUCCUGAUGUCCAAUCUGUGCACCGAAUUUGCCGCUGUGAGGGACGAGUUUAUUAAGCUGAAUGCUGUGGAACGGGUCAUAGCUUCGAUUCGUCCUUCUAAGGAAUAUGAACCAAAACUUGAAACUGCUCUGUCAACGUUGAACGUUUUGACGGACAGUUCGGAAGCAGUCAUGCGUUGCCAGGAUGCAGAACUGAAGCUUAAACCUAAGCUGGAAUUGAUUUUAAAGCUGAAUAACGGAAAAGAUGAGUGCUUGGAACAAAUUGAAUAUGCCAGUACACUUCUCAAACGAUGCUUUUCGACAGAAACUGGUGUAACAGAUCGUUAAACGUAUUCAAAUUUUGUACAGUUUUUCGGAAUAAACAGUGUGUUUUCAAUUAAAUACAUAGUA